Selaginella moellendorffii is the source of this 1442-nucleotide messenger RNA. RefSeq names its product peroxisomal nicotinamide adenine dinucleotide carrier-like. The record is from RefSeq and is a predicted model, not a curated record. Gene Ontology annotation, biological process: nucleotide transport; transmembrane transport. Bases 471 to 1442 code for a protein of 323 amino acids. NCBI's taxonomy places the organism in Eukaryota, Viridiplantae, Streptophyta, Lycopodiopsida, Selaginellales, Selaginellaceae. The transcript is spliced from 8 exons.
UAAACUUGUCGAUCAGUCUGUGCAGGACGCGAACGUCAUACAACGUUGAGACGACGCUCACUUUGCGAGAAGGCAUCCAGGGAGAGAAUCGAUCACUCCAGCUGAUGAUGGACGGAGUGAUUGCCUAGUUAUAAGCCGCUUCGAAGGAUCAGCCUGCAUCAUCCACCUGGCGAGUGGCGAGCGAUCUCCUGCGAGAAGCGCGUUUCUCUUUUCUCAAAGCUAGGAAAUGCAGAAAAAUGGCGCUCCUUCUCCGAAGCUCGCGGAAUAAAUUCUCUCAAUAUUUUACUUCCCAGGGAGCGUGACAACUGCAGCCCAAGAACGCGGCAGAAUUUUCUUUUGGCUUGUCGCGCCGGUCAAAAAGAGUCAACGGGUAUAUCCACGAAGAUGCGGCCCCGUCACUGACGGCCGGCGGGAACCUUCACUGGCCGUCAGCCGUUGACGUUUUUGUUCUGUCGGCGAUCGCACUGAUCAUGUCGGAUGCUGUGAUCAAUGGACUGGCUGGAGCUGGCGGUGGUCUCGUCGCCCAGCUCCUCACAUACCCUCUUCAAGCUGUAAGUGAACACGAGACAACAGCACUGGAAAGAAAAGGCUGCAAAUGCACUCGUCCCGGGGAUGUUUUCUGGUUUGUGUUUUACAUUCUUCGUUUUUACAACUCUCUUUGGAUUACUUUCGUCAAGUUUACACUGUGGAUCCAUGGCAAGUUUGGCUUCCAGGGUGUGUAUUACUACUUUUACGAGAUCUUUCGGAAUGCGGCAGAGCUUGCUGCAGCAGAGAACGGAAGGAUGGGUGUUGGCGAUGGUUCCGUCGGUAUUGUUUCUUUCCUGUGGCAGCCGCUGCUGGGUGAGAAUGUUUUCCUUGCUACUAACAUCAUAAAUAAAAACUUUUCGCGAAUCCGAUUUGGCGAAGCAGGGUUCUGGAAAGGAGUUUUGCCAACUUUGAUGAUGGUCAGCAAUCCGUCCAUUCAGUUUAUGAUCUUUGAGACUUUACUUAAGCAAAUUCGUUCCAACCAAGAACAGCAGAGUCACGGCUCCAAGCGAAACAAGACACCACCAAACACGCAGCCGCGCAAGUAUUUAGGCACGUCAAACCUUCGUUUACACAUGAAACACAGUUUGCGGCACACUAAUUUGACUGUGUUCUUUUCUCUUUCCCAGGCACACUGGACGCUGCAGCGAAAAUGCUUCAGCAUGGAGGCAUUGGGGAACUUUUACCGAGGCAUGAGUAUAGCAUCGGCGAUACUGUUUAUGAUCAAGGAAGAACUCGUCAAGAUAGACCAGCUUGAUUCCGUAUCGAGGCUCUCGUUAUUCUCCAAAAGUCAGCCCGUGCUUCAGUCUGUAGUUCUUCGAUCAGUAACGACCGUUCUUACAGGAGACGCCUUUGAAACAGCAACCGACAGUCAAACUUCCGUAGUGGUUAUCAGCUGCACGGCUCGUUCCUUUUAA